Stylonychia lemnae is the source of this 2472-nucleotide messenger RNA. The record is from the annotation of a GenBank genome assembly. NCBI's taxonomy places the organism in Eukaryota, Ciliophora, Spirotrichea, Sporadotrichida, Oxytrichidae.
AUGAACAACGAGAGACUUUCAACAUAUCACUCAUUAUCCGAGAGAAGUGCAUUACUAAUUCAGACUGAGUCCAAAUACUUGGGACCUCUGAAUAUCAUGUUUGGAUUCAUACCAAUUUGGGGAAACAUAAUCAUUUAUCUCACCUCAUACUUAAGAUAAUUCGAUGAAAGUAUAACUCUAUCAAGCCUGUUUAUUAUGUACCCUUUGAAUAUAUUCGUUGGUGCUGUGUAUAUGCAAAUUGGCUCUUAUCUUACAUAAUAAAUUCAUCCCAAAACUCAAAUUAUGAUUGGAGGACUUUGCUUUGCUCUGCCAUUAUUCUUAAUGUCCUACACAACCAGCUAUUACUUAUUCUUUGCUCUGUAUGUUAUCGUUAAUGCAGCAGGUCUUGGUCUGUGCUACAUGCUACCAGUAAAGAAUGCCUGGCUCUUUUAUCCCAAAAAGAAAGGAAUGGUAUCUGGUAUCAUCCUGAUAAAUCCUGAAAAUAGGGUUCCUAGCUUAGUUAUCAACAAUGGAUUGACAAGAGAAAUUUUAUUCUCUCCUUAAUCAGAAGUUGUUUAGAGAGUGCCUAUGAUGCUUAGGUACUUGUCCUAUAUCUAUCUUAUACUUGUUCUUAUUGCAGUAGUUUUCAUCAGCAAAAAGGAAGAUAUUAAAGGAGGUUCAAUAAGAGAGCCUUUGAUAUACAAUAGUCUCGACAUUACCUAGUCAGUCUUGAAUACAACCAAUGGGAUAAAUAGAAAUGAUAGGACUUUGGCAUUUUAUUAGGAUGGGGCAGCUCCUCCCCUAAGAACUUAAAGUAUCUCAGAGAGUUUAAAGCAAAGAACAUUCUGGCAUAUCUUUGCGAUGCUUUUGAUGAGUAUUAGUUUCAGUUAUUUUAUGAAGCCCUCUUUGAAAAGCUAUGGAUCUUUAAAGUUUAAUGAUGACAGCUAUCUAACUAUUAUUGGUGCUAUUGGAUAUUUAUUCUCAGCUUUAGGGAGAUUUGGAUGGGGAACUGCCACCGAUCACUUUGGAUUCUUUAAGGUAUACGCAACAGUGCUUUUUACUCAAUUCAUUGUGUGCAUAUCCCUAGAUCAAAUAUCAGAAUACAGUACAGCAUACAUGAUGUGGAUUGUUUUAACUUUUCUUUGUGAAGGAGCUCACUUCGUUAUAUUUCCAGCUCUAGCAUCUGAUAUCUAUGGCUCCACGUAAUCCUUAUCUUUCAUUUAAUUUUUCUUUAGUCUUGGUUCAAAAAUUUACUCAAUACUUUUCUUUGCUAAUGCAGGUGGAGCAUGCUUAGGAAUAGUAGCGAUUUCUUAGAUACUACCAUAUUUAGGCUACGAUGGAGCGUUCAUCUUCUAUGGUGUUUUAACUAUUUUUAGUGGUGUUCUAUUAGUUAUUUUUAAUCAAAAAUAGGGGCAAAAAAAACCAAACUCAAAGUAUCUUCCAAACUCUCAAUAAACAGUGCAAGUACAAGCAACAAAGAAGAAAGUGUUCUAUAUUGUAGAGCAUUUCGAGUCAGAGGUAUCUAAUUGGACCACUAGUGAAUAUGUUCAUAUGAUACUUAUUCUACAUGACUUGUAUAAUGACUCUAAGAUUGACAAGAACAGAUUAAUAAUCACAAAUUAUCCUUUCAUUUAGCAAUUAGCUGAAGAUAAACUUGAGGAAGAUGAGUAUAAUACCAAGAAAAAUACGAUUAGGUUUUAAAAGAUCAAUAAUAAUCUUCAGAAAAAGUGUCUAUUUUCACAAUACAGUCUACUAGAGCUUUCAAGUUUAGAGAAGAUUUAAGUGAUCAAGGCAAGAGAAGACUUAAAGGACGACACUCUAAAGAUCUUAAGAAUUCUUGAUAAGAGAAUGGUUGGACAGGGCAGUCAACAUAAUAUAUGCUUUAUGGAUAUGAGAGGAGAGAAACAACUUCAGCCAGAGGACUCUGAGUAAUUUCAAUUUGUUAUAUUUGGUGGCAUUCUUGGUGAUCAUCCACCAAGAGAUAGAGCUCUUGACUUUAGAUCUAAUUUCUCUAAUGUAAGAUCGCUUGGUCCUAUCUAAAUGACUACUGACACUGCCUUGCUUGUAAGUAGGGAAAUCCUCGAAGAGGGCAAAUCAAUCGAGAAAGAUUUAAAGUUUAUUGAUGACCCUUCCAUACCUACUGAUAACAAUGUGAGAAGAUAUUUAGACAUGAGAUUGCCAUUAUUAAACCUUGUAGAUGAUACUUACAAACUCAAUGGAUAGGUAAAUGCCAUAAAAUAAUUCAGAGAAGAAGCUUUUAAAUCAGGAGACAUUGAAUAGUUUAUUAAGGUUUAGGAGGCUUUUGCUGACCCUGAGGAUGAAGAUGCUGAUAGAGAGGAACUGACAAUGAUGGAGGGCUUUAAAUACAGAGUAAAUGAUUCAGUAUUCCCUGUAUAUAGAGGAAAAAAUAAUCUGAAAGAAGAGUUUCCUAUAAUACCGAUUGGAAUGCUUGAUAUUUGGAGAAGUGAAAAUGAGGAGGAGUUUAACUUUUGA